Molecule: messenger RNA, 1641 nt
Organism: Alnus glutinosa
Lineage: Eukaryota; Viridiplantae; Streptophyta; Magnoliopsida; Fagales; Betulaceae
Product: 4-coumarate--CoA ligase-like 1
Exons: 6
Coding region: 1-1641 (546 amino acids)
Biological process (GO): fatty-acyl-CoA biosynthetic process
Molecular function (GO): long-chain fatty acid-CoA ligase activity
Source: RefSeq, a predicted model, not a curated record
AUGGGAACUAAUGCGCAGAAAUUGGCCGAAGAUGAUGAACAUAUUUUCCGAAGCCGAUUUCCAGCUGUUCCAGUGCCUGAUAUUACAUUGCCAGAAUUCGUGCUCCAAGAUGCUGAAUCGUAUGCCGGCAAGGUAGCAUUUGUGGAGCCUGUGACUGGAAAAGAAGUUACUUAUGGUGAUGUAGUUAGAGACACAAGGAGGUUUUCUAAGGCCUUGAGGUCUCUCGGCCUUUCGAAGGGGGGCGUGGUGAUUGUUGUACUUCCAAAUGUUGCGGAGUAUGCCAUUGUUGCCCUGGGAAUCAUGGCUGCUGGAGGAGUUUUUUCAGGCGCAAACCCCGCUGCGCAUGCAUCAGAAAUCAAAAAGCAGGUUGAGGCUGCUGAGGCCAAGUUAAUUGUCACAAAUGGCCCAAGCUACGAAAAGGUGAAAGGUUUAGGCUUACCAGCCAUCAUACUGGGUGAAGAACUCAUUGAAGGUGCAAUGAAUUGGAGCAAACUGCUUGAAGCAGCAGACCGAGCCGGCGCUAGUUCUGUAAAGCUGGAUGUGCACCCAACCGAUCUAUGUGCCCUUCCAUUCUCAUCAGGCACCACGGGGUUGUCAAAGGGUGUAAUGCUGACUCACCGAAAUCUGGUAGCUAACCUGUGCUCCACGCUCUUUAGUGUACCACUGGAGCUGGUGGGUCAGGUCACUACCCUAGGCCUAAUUCCAUUCUUCCAUAUUUAUGGGAUCACUGGAAUAUGUUGCGCCAUGCUUAGGAACAAGGGGAAAGUGGUUGUGAUGGGAAGGUUUGAACUUCGAACGUUUCUGAAUGCUCUGAUCACGCAAGAGGUCACAUUCGCACCAAUUGUACCACCAAUUAUCUUGCAAUUGGUGAAGAAUCCAGUAGUGGAGGAAUUUGAUCUCAGCAGGCUCAAACUCCAGGCCAUUAUGUCUGCAGCGGCUCCACUAUCACCAGAGCUUCUUACUGCCUUUGAAAACAAGUUCCCUGGUGUCCACGUCCAAGAGGCAUAUGGACUGACCGAGCACAGCUGCAUCACGCUCACCCUUGCGGAUCCUCAAACCGGCUCUCGCCUUGCAAAGAAAAGCUCCGUGGGUUUCAUCCUUCCGAAUUUGGAAGUCAAAUUUAUCGAUCCUGACACCGGUCGAUCCCUGCCCAGGAAUACACCUGGCGAAAUUUGUGUCAGAAGCGAAUGUGUAAUGCAAGGUUAUUAUAACAAUAAGGAGGAGACUGCCCGGACCAUCGACAAGCAAGGGUGGCUUCACAGUGGUGACAUAGGAUUCAUAGAUGAUGAAGGAAAUCUUUUUAUUGUGGAUCGCAUUAAGGAGUUAAUCAAGUACAAAGGUUUUCAAGUGGCUCCUGCUGAGCUAGAGGCUAUUCUUCUUAGUCAUCCUUCAAUUGAAGACGCAGCCGUAGUGCCACUGCCUGAUGAGGAGGCUGGAGAGGUCCCAGCUGCAAGCGUUGUGCUGACCCCAGGUGGAAACGAGAGUGAAGAAGACGUCAUAAACUACGUCGCAUCAAAUGUUGCACAUUACAAGAAAGUGAGGGUGGUGCACUUUGUGGACUCCAUCCCAAAAUCACCUUCUGGGAAAAUAAUGAGAAGGCUUAUUAGAGAGAAGAUGAUAGAAAAUAUGCGGGCUCAUUAA